This is a messenger RNA of Leguminivora glycinivorella, 1523 nucleotides long. It is a transcript of the gene Coa7, whose product is annotated as cytochrome c oxidase assembly factor 7 homolog. Lineage: Eukaryota; Metazoa; Arthropoda; Insecta; Lepidoptera; Tortricidae. Gene Ontology annotation, cellular component: mitochondrial intermembrane space. The record is from RefSeq and is a predicted model, not a curated record. Gene Ontology annotation, molecular function: protein binding.
UUAUCAGUUUGACAAUUGUCAAGUCAAGGUAGUUACCUAACCUAUCUGUGGCCAUAAAAACCAAAUUACGAAAUUGCGAUGGCUUAUGACUUAAAACAAGAAGAUGAUGUGAAGGACUACAUUGAGAACCUUGGGAUCGAAUACCGUUUCGGUUGUUACAAAGAAAAACCAGAAGUAUGUCAUUUGUUGGGAGAUUAUUUAGAGGCGAUCAAAAAAGAUUUUGACAAAGCGGCUAAAGUUUUUAAAAGCAAUUGCGUGGAUUAUAAGUUUGGGAAAUCAUGUUUAAAGUACGGGAAUUACUGUCUCGUGGGGAGGGGGAAGGAGAAAGGGGACCCCGCAGAAGCUCUAACCUAUUUCGAGAAAGGCUGCGAACUCGGCGAGCCUUCGGCAUGUCUGCACGCGGGGAUGAUGCUGACCGCCACUGGACCCAAUGUUACCAUAAAACGAGAUGUACCUAAAGGUUACAAUUAUCUAAAGAAAAGCUGCGAUCAAAAUGACAACAUGGCCUGCCACUAUCUCUGCGGCAUGUACAUCAGCGGAGUCCCCAAAAACGUAGCAGAUUACAACCCACACAACCCCGCCAAAAACAAAAACAUAGAAUACCUCAUAAAGCCGGACAUGAAACAAGCAUUUGAAUUUGCUAAGAAAGCCUGUGAGAACGGAAACAUGUAUGGCUGUGCCAACGUCAGCAUGAUGUACAAAAAGGGGGAUGGAGUGGAACAGAACGCAGACGAAUCAAAGAGGUUCUUCCAGAUCGCACAAGAACUUCAACAGGCGCAUGAGACAACCAAGGAACUUAAGUUCCAACAGGGGUUGGAGAAGUAACUUAGAUAAAUUGUGUAUAUUGUUUUUAUUUGAACUGAUAGCAUUUAAUGUAAGAUCUUGCAUGUUAUGGGUAGCUUCUGAAUGUUUGAUGUAAAUUAAACGAAAGUAUUACUGUUACAAAAUUCUUUUAUUUAUUAAAUUCAACAAACAAGAUUGCAUGCACAGGUAUGCAAAUUUUCAAUUGAAAAAUGUAUGCAAAGUUUGGGCGUAGCAGUGAAUGGGAUAAAAUGACCAUGACAUAAAAAUCAUGAACAAAGCAAUAGAUAACAGCACUAAUCCUAUCUAACAAGGGACACACAAUUGACCUCAUAUGUGUUAAAUCAAUUGUUGCUCACACACAAGGUAAAUAGGACCAUAUUGCUACUGGAGAUAAAUUAGAAUUUAAUUAGAUAUUUCCUUUAUUGACUCCGAGACUAGGCUUGCCUAUGCUUUACUUAAUCAAAUAAUUUUUAACAUGAAAUAAUAGCAAUAUUGCAAUUAAAUUGGCCAUUGUAACAUGUAAAUGUGCGAUCUAGUUGUUAAUUAAGUAUAUCUUUUUGACAUUUAUUAAUUUUAAUUCUACUUUUACAGAGUUUGAGUCAGGUACUUACAUGAAACAGUAAACAUAUUUAUGUACCUCAGCGGUUCUCGAAAAGUUUGUACAAAAAUUAAGGAAAAAUGAAAUUUGUUUUUUUUAUAUUCCUUUUUUGUUACCAAGA